GGGGACCAGCCGAGGCCACCGUCCCUUGAGACCGCUGGUGUUCUCAGCACCCGUCGAGGGUUCCAGGGGAGGCUGUGGUCAUGGAGAAUGAAGAUCCCAAACAACGGCAGUGCCAUGGCACCCCUGCGCAGGAGUCCGCAGUCCGGUCGGCACCCAGCCUCUCGGCCCACCCCAGCGUCUCUGCGUACCCCCAGCAGUUCGGCGCACCCCACUACCUCAGCCCAACCUGGUGUCUUGGCCCAUCCCAGUUGCCCCGGCCCCGAGGACCUUAGCGUGAUCAAGGUGAGCAAGUGCCGAUGGGCGGUGAUCCUGGUGUUCAGCUGCUCCUCCACGUGCAAGGCUUUCCAGUGGAUCCAGUACGGCUCCAUCAAAAACAUCUUCAUGAACUUCUACGGGGUCAGUACCAUAGCCAUCGAGUGGCUGUCCAUGUGCUACAUGCUGACCUACAUCCCCCUACUCGUGCCGGGCGCCUGGCUGCUGGAGAAACUCGGCCUGCGCACCAUCACCCUCAUCGCCGCCGGUCUCACCUGCCUGGGGGCCUGGGUGAAGUUGGGCAGCCUGAAGCCACAUCUCUUCCCAGUCACCGUGCUGGGCCAGGUCAUCUGCUCUGUGGCCCAGGUCUUCAUCCUGGGCAUGCCCUCCCGCAUCGCUUCCGUCUGGUUCGGGCCUAAUGAGGUUUCAACAGCCUGCUCCAUAGCUGUCCUUGGCAAUCAGGGCUGCUUAUGUGCUCCACACGUGCACCAGCCCUGCUUGCAUUGAAUCAACACUCCUCCAUUCAUUCAACAAGCAUUUACCUGGCGCUCGCCUUUGGCCAGAUGCUAUGUGAGGGCUGCAAAGAUCGUCCUUGCCG
Messenger RNA from Equus quagga, 850 nucleotides. Its product is annotated as feline leukemia virus subgroup C receptor-related protein 2-like. Lineage: Eukaryota; Metazoa; Chordata; Mammalia; Perissodactyla; Equidae. Gene Ontology annotation, molecular function: heme binding; heme transmembrane transporter activity. Gene Ontology annotation, biological process: transmembrane transport; heme export. The record is from RefSeq and is a predicted model, not a curated record. Gene Ontology annotation, cellular component: membrane. The coding region runs from base 88 to 759 and encodes 223 amino acids. The transcript has 2 exons.